AUGUCUUUCAACUGCAGCACAGGAAACUUCUCCUCCCGUUCCCUUGGAGGUUACUUGGGGGUCCCAGUUUCCACCUGUGAGUCCUUCUACCCCAGCAGUGUUAUCUACUCCCCCAGCACUUUCCAGCUGGGCUCCACUCUCUACGGUGGCUGUCAGGAGAACUUCUUUAGGCCCAUCAGCUUCCAGACACCCUGUGCUGUGACCAGAUCUUUCCAGACAUCCUGCUCCCGUCCACAGAAUUUCAUCUUCCGCCGUCCCUGCCAGACAACUUACACUGGAUCUCUAGGGUUUGGAAAUAUUGGCAUUGGGUCUUUUGGUUGUGGAAAUACUGGCUUCCAGUCUCUGGGCUGUGGAUCCAACUUCUGCGCCCCAACUUACAUUUCCUCCAGGAGUUGCCGGUCAUCUUGUUACUAA
This is a messenger RNA of Dama dama (fallow deer), 414 nucleotides long. RefSeq names its product keratin-associated protein 15-1. The transcript has a single exon. NCBI's taxonomy places the organism in Eukaryota, Metazoa, Chordata, Mammalia, Artiodactyla, Cervidae. The record is from RefSeq and is a predicted model, not a curated record. Bases 1 to 414 code for a protein of 137 amino acids.